Messenger RNA from Linepithema humile (Argentine ant), 5712 nucleotides. NCBI's taxonomy places the organism in Eukaryota, Metazoa, Arthropoda, Insecta, Hymenoptera, Formicidae. The record is from RefSeq and is a predicted model, not a curated record.
UUCACCGUCGCCGUCGUUGGGAAUGUAUCGUCGCGUGUUGCCGUUCCCUUCGUAACAUCGCCGCGACGGUUACCACUCGCGCUUCUAUCAUCUUCGCCGUCGUUAUCGCGUUGAUACUGUCGCCGUCCACUUCGCCGCGAUCUUCCGCCAUGGAGAAACUCGCGACUCUCGUGCGAUACGGUGAAGUGCGACGGGCGCUAUCGCGCGGCUAAGUUCAGUGUAUACGCGUAGUGAAACUAGUUCUUUUCGGCGCGUCGCGAAAUUUUGAUCGCACGACUUAACGAGGCGGUACGUAACGUGAUCAUCUCGUGAUUUGAUCCGCUCUCGAGAUUUAUUCGUGGAAGUCCUUCGAGACGGAGGACUGAGACGGAGGGAAAGUUUAACCGAGUACGUAGCCCGGAGAUCGCGGCCGUCGGCGGGACGUGCCUCCAACAAGGAUUGCUCGACCAGUACCUGCGUUAGGAUCGCCCGCCGAGUUGCUGCAUUCUCGGAAAUCUCAACGGAAUAUAACGAGGCUUGGACCUCGACAGUGUGUUUCGUGUGACAGUGACGGUUCUGGUUUUGUUUCUGUUUCUGGUUUUUGUGCGAUGUGCUACGGUCCCACUGUUCUCCGCAUUCUCUGUCUCGCGUAGUCGGAGCUCGGAACCUCACGAUGGAGUGCCGCAAGGGUCGACGGAAAGGAGCUCCGAUCCUUGGCGGGCUGCUGGUUGCGUGGCUCUUAACCAACGGCUGCACCGUCGUCGCGCGAAAUUUAGAGAGGUACGACACCGCAUACGCUUGCGAGGGCAAGACGCUGGAGAUCGAGUGCGGUGAGGGAAAGCUGAUCCAUCUGAUACGGGCGAACUACGGCAGGUUCUCCAUUACGAUAUGCAACGAGCACGGGAACACCGAAUGGAGCGUCAACUGCAUGUCACCCAAAUCGUUCCGCGUGCUGAACAGCGAGUGCAAUCAUCGUAAAUCCUGCUCAGUGGACGUGCGCAGCGACGUUUUCGAGGAGGACCCUUGUCCUGGGACCGGAAAGUACAUUGAAGCUCACUACCAAUGCUUAGCAGCUACUACGACGACGACGACCCGGCAGAGCCCGCCGUGGUUCAUGACUUCGCAGCCGAGCGUCUGGAGCACCGCUAAGCCGACCGUCAGGCCUCCCUCGAGGAUUACGACACCGGCGAUUCAGCAGCCGCCCCAGCAACCACCGGCGCCAUCCACCCCGGCCCUGCCAAUAACGACACCGGCGAGCUCCGCAUCAACAAGGACCUCCGUCGAUAUCAGGGAAGACCCGGAAUUUCCUGCGAACAAUCCCGCAGCGAAUGGCCCGGCGAUGCCGCCGAUUAUACCUGAGACCACUCAAGCCACGACAACGUCCACCUUCGCUCCCUGGAGAACCAGCCGAAGGACCACCGUGCCCAGCACGCUCUACCCGGAGUCCAGCUCGAACGGCCAGUGGUACGACUACGGCAGACAAGUGUGUCCCCCGAUAGUCGCCAGGAACCUGUCCUGGAACACGACCAGGGCGGGCGAGGUGGCCGUGCAAAGCUGCCCAGGCGGUGCCAACGGCCUGGCCAGAUGGCGGUGUCUGGCCCGCGGUGAGUCCGCCGUCUGGCACCGCGACAGCCCGGACCUGAGCGAGUGCCGGUCCGUCUGGCUGACCACCCUGGAAAACCGCGUCUCGGAGGGCGACGUGAUCCUCGGGAUCAGCAGGGAGCUCUCGCAGGUGACGAACAACAGCCGCGGGCUGUACGGCGGCGACAUGAUGAUCACCACGAAGAUCAUCAAGAACAUGGCCGAGAAGAUGGCCCUGGACAUCAAGACCUACCAGGAUCCGAAUCAGAGGGAAGUCAGCGUCACAGAGCUGCUCCAGGGUGUCGUGAGGACCGGCAGCAACCUGCUCGACAAGGCGCAGAUGGCGUCCUGGAAGGAUCUCAGUCAUCAGGAGCAGAUGAGGGUCGCCACGUCGCUGCUGAUCGGUCUCGAGGAGAACGCUUUCUUAUUGGCCGACACUCUCAAGCAUGAGAAGACCAUCUUGCACGAGGGCAAAAACAUACUGAUGGAAGUUCGCGUACUGGACGCGCGCAACAUCGGCAACGAGCUGGAAGUUUUCCCGAGCGAGGCCGCCCAGCAAAGGUGGACCGUCUCGAACGAUCGCGUGGAACUUACCAGGGGCGCUUUGCUGGACAGCAGCGAGGCCGGCAUCGUCCGGCUGGUCUUCAUGGCCUUUGACAGACUCGAGGAGAUACUGCAGCCGCAAGCGGAGCCGCCGUCCGUCGUCAUGAACGACGAUCCCCAGCCCCUGCCGCGAAGGAACACCACCCGUCUCCUUAACAGCAAAGUUAUCUCGGCGUCUCUGGGAAAAGGCCGGCACAUACAGCUCUCGGAACCCGUCCGAGUGUAUUUCAGACAUCUGGCAGUUGAGAACGUCACCAACCCCACUUGCGUCUUUUGGGAUUACAUCUUGAGCGCUUGGUCGGACGAGGGGUGCCAGAUACAAAAGACCAACGAGACUCACACCGUGUGCGAAUGCAAUCACCUGACGAACUUCGCCGUGCUGAUGGACGUGCACGCCGUCAGGCUGGACAUCGCUCAUCAGGUCGCUCUGCAGAUCAUCACGUAUAUAGGCUGCAUCAUUUCCGUCGUCUGUCUCAUCCUGGCCAUUCUCACGUUUCAAUUAUUUCGCGGACUGAAGUCGGACAGAACGACAAUCCACAAGAAUCUCUGCGUGUGCCUGCUGAUAGCUGAGAUACUCUUCGUCUGCGGGAUCGGCCAGACAAAUCAGAGGAUCGUCUGUGGCAUCGUGGCCGGCUUACUGCACUUCUUCUUUUUAUGCGCGUUCGCCUGGAUGUUCCUCGAAGGAUUCCAAUUAUACGUGAUGCUGAUCGAGGUGUUCGAGGCGGAAAAAUCACGGCUUCGGUGGUAUUAUCUGGUCGCAUAUGGCGCGCCGUUGGUCGUUGUAGCAAUUUCGUGCAUAAUCGAUCCACUUAGCUACGGUACCGAUCGGUACUGCUGGCUGCGCGCAGAUAAUUAUUUCAUCUUCAGCUUUGUCGGACCUGUGAUACUCGUUAUACUGGCGAAUCUAGUAUUUCUAUCGAUGGCGAUUUAUAUGAUGUGUCGGCACGCGAACACCACCGUGGCGAUGAAGAGCAAAGAGCAUUCCCGACUGGCUAGCGCAAGUGGAAAGGAAGAGAAUGCUCUUCCCAACAAAUUGCAAGCGCACUUGGCCUGGCUGCGGGGCGCUAUCGUGCUGGUGUUUCUACUAGGUCUGACCUGGACGUUCGGGCUCCUCUACUUGAACCAAGAGUCCGUCGUGAUGGCGUACAUCUUCACCGUAUUGAAUAGUCUCCAGGGGCUGUUUAUCUUUGUGUUCCAUUGCGUACAGAACGAGAAGGUGAGGAAAGAGUACCGCAAGUUUGUGCGUCGCCACUCCUGGCUGCCGAAGUGCCUGAGGUGCUCGAAGACGGUGACGGGCGGCACGGCCGGCUCCACCGGCGGCAGCGGCGGCACCGGCGGCGCCAACGGCGGCAAGGACUUCGCUUCGCACAACACCUCGUCGAACCCGUCGGCCCCCACCACCGACAGCUCCGGACUGUCACCUCACGCAGCCACCAAUUACUUGGUGUCCGGUCGAAGCUGGGCGAUAGUCGAUAGGCAGCCGGCAGUAACAGUGCCAGGUGAACCCGCCUCGGCCGAGGCUCACAUCGUGGCCACCCUGCCGUACGCGCGUCACGCCUUCUUACCCUCAGCUCCCAAUAUCCCCAAAUCUGCCACUGCCACUUGGGGCCACCUUAACAAAAACCUCAUGUGGAAGAACAUUUCUUUUAAGUCCUACUCCCGCGACUCUGGACACGGCGGUUCCGAGCAGGAGGAUUCACCGCGGACGCACAACACCUUGACGCUCGGCCACUCCGUUCGAAGACGCGGGCCGAACGACGCCGGCGAGAUGAACGCCGGCACCAGGACGACGGGCGGCAGGCGCGCCGCGAUGCCGUACAACCACACGUAUACCGAGAUCGUGGACGGUCGUGGCAACGGCGGCGCCGGCGGGCAUCAUCAGCUACACGGCCAUCACGGCCAGCACGUGCACCUGCCGCGCGGCCUCGCCAACGAGGACGACCCGGUGUACGAGGAGAUCGAGCGCGGCAGCGGCGGCAACGGCGGCGGCGGCAUCAUCGGCGGCGGCAACGGCGGCGGCGGUAUCGGCGUCGUCGGCGCCGGCGAGAUCCAGGUGUCGGACAUGUCCGACGAGGACGGCCGACGGCAGAGCGACAUGAGCAGGCAGUCGUCCAGGAGCUACGGCGAUCACCGGCCGCUCAUCCCGUAUUCGCCCGCUGCCGAUCGCAACCUGGUGCACUACGGCCAGGCGAUGACGGAGCGCGGCGUCGGAGGCGGCGGCGGCGGCGGCGGUAAUCUCGCGCAUUACGACACGACGGAGUACGGACCGGCGGUAGAGCGCACUCUGAACGCCUGUUGGGAGAAGCUGCGCCGGCAGCAGGCCAGGUACGAGAUCGGCGACCUGCCACGGCUGCCGGCGGCGUACGGCAUGCCGCCGCAGCAGGAUCACACGCGGACGGUGGCCGUGCUGGAUGGGCACACCGUCGUCUGCCACCUGCAGCCGCAGACGGACAUGUAUACGGGCCGCGGUAUGCCGCCGCCGUCCUACAGCGAGUGUUAGGUGCCGACCGCGACCCGGAUCGGAGAUUCCUCUACGUUCUCCCGCCGAAGGAACGGCAGCAGCUCCUAGGAGACGGCGUGAGCCGGUGUGAGCCGUCUGGACGGUUCGUUUUAUCCGGGAUCACGUGGUGACGGUUUGGUGGAGGGUUGAGAGAGUGUGGUGACGGUGAUAACGAUUCGUUCCUGAAGAGAACAGCCACGUGUCUGCGCCUUGGGAGGACGAAGGGAAGCCGCGGAAAGUCGGACGUGCCGCUUUUUAGCUCAAGCGUAAGGCGCGACGGUGUCUUGUCGCAGGUCGUCGCGUUUUAGCCAUAAUCGACGUAUCGCGAGCGUUCGAGGGAAACGCCAGUUCGGCGUUCUUCGUCUCCGUUCAGGUGGAAUUUCAUCAGACGUUUCCUUGCGAUGAGCAAGACAAAGGGAGAGAAAGGAUGAGCGAGAGAGAGAGAGAGAAAGGAGCGAAUGCGAGACCGACGGGCGUCCAACUAGGCUGCCACGUCGUCCAACGGGCGCCCGCGUGUCUCUUUAGGAUACACUGUACGCGUGUGUGCCACCGUGGACUCUGUAUAACACAAAUGUAGCGGACCUCUCGUUUAGGCUAAGUCGACGACGACGAUGUGCCCGUCGUGGCCGGGCGUUCGGAAUUGGCGAAAUGAGUGCGCGAGCGAAGACCAGAACGCGACGAGUCCUGAUGGGAUAGAAGCUUUCCGAAGUCCGAAGCAACACGAAGAUUAGCUUCAAAGAUUUUCAAAUGGUUUAUUUUGAAUUUAAGCAACGUGUUUUUCUAGUAUUUAUGCGAGCGUGAUGAACCAAAGUUUUAGUAUCUUGAUUUUACAGGCAGCUCGUGCAAAUUUUAUUUUUGCAAAUAUUUGCUAUAUGAUUAUUCGAUAUAUUAAAUUUUAAUAUUAAUUUUUCCAACAUUGUACAUUAAUUGUAAUUUUAUUAGGAUGAGAAGCAAUAACUUUAUCAUCUUCCAAUAAAAGAUGUUAAAAAUUGCAUUAUUUGACAUUUAGGAUAUUUGUUUUUUCAAGAGAUUUACAUUGUUAUAAUUUU